Medicago truncatula (barrel medic) is the source of this 1330-nucleotide messenger RNA. Its product is annotated as ubiquitin-like-specific protease 1C. Bases 134 to 1051 code for a protein of 305 amino acids. Gene Ontology annotation, molecular function: cysteine-type peptidase activity. The transcript has 8 exons. Gene Ontology annotation, biological process: proteolysis. NCBI's taxonomy places the organism in Eukaryota, Viridiplantae, Streptophyta, Magnoliopsida, Fabales, Fabaceae. The record is from RefSeq and is a predicted model, not a curated record.
AUGUGAGAAGCAAAUUGAUUGGAGUGGCAGAAGAGCACUGAACUCAACAUUCCAAAACACCAUAGAAUUUCGUCACAGCAGAAAUCCACCGAGAUUCUCCAGUCGGUCGCUCAAGUAACGCGAUUCUCAACACAUGGACUUUAGGAAUCAGGAAAGAGAAACCAGCUCAGGAUGUGUGUCCAAUAUUGUUUAUUCCCGUCAAAGAAAGAAGAAAAUCGAGACCACAAGAGAGGUGAUAGAAAUUGGCCCUAAAGUCGAUUUUGCGAAUCAGGAAGGAGAAAUUGACUCAAGACAUGGAACCAAGAUUGCUGCUGAUGCUCAUCACAAAAACAAAACCAAGACUGUAAAAGAUGUGACAGGAAGUGUUAGUUCGAUUUUUUCAUUCCCCGUUCCUCGGGGACCGCGAACAAAAAUCAAGAGAAAAUUCAAAGGCAACAAAACUCUUGCUAGAUCCAAGGAAGAGCUAAACAGUGAAGUCUUUGAUAAUUACUUAGCGAAAGUAUGGGAGAGUUUCUCAGAAGAUAGGAAGAGGUCGUUUGCAUACAUGGACGGCUUAUGGUUUAGCCUUUACAGGGGUGCUUCGUACAAAGAUAAGGUGCUGAGUUGGAUUGAUAAAAAAAACAUUUUCACAAAGGCAUAUGUUUUUGUUCCUAUAGUCUUAUGGGGUCAUUGGAACCUUCUGAUCUUCUGCCAUUUUGAUGAGAACUUGCAAUCCGCUACUGGAUCACGUUGUAUGUUGUUGCUGGAUUCUCUUGAAAAGAUCGGUCCAAGGCGGCUUGAACCGGACAUAAGAAAAUUUGUACAAGACAUUUAUAAAGUCGGGAACAGGCCAGAGACCAAGGAUCUUAUAUCUCGAAUUCCACUUUUAGUGCCCAAGGUGCCACAACAAAAAGACGACACUGAUUGUGGGAACUUUGUCCUCUAUUUCAUUAAAUUGUUUUUGGAAUUCGCACCUGAGAAUUUUAGCAUGGAGGGGUACCCUUACUUUAUGAAAAAAGACUGGUUUACCUUCGAAGACCUGGAUAGGUUUUGUGAGAAUUUGGUUCGUUGAACUGGAUAUCCCCAACAUACUUCACUGUUGAUUAUUUUAUUUUACAUACAUGGUAAGGGGGAAUUUGUUCAUAUAGAAGGCAGACAUAUCCAGUUGAUUUGUCCUGAAGAGAGGACAACUAUCAUAAGUAUGUAAUUCAACUUUAUGGGAAUUUCAUUAGAGCGGAUGAAAUUUGAUGUUUACAGUAGUAAUUGCUAGUUGGUUUAUAAUGAUGCAGUUUUUUUUUGUUUUUAACUCGGCUAUAAUGAUGCAGUUGUUGACACUAUUAUGUUGUGUUCA